This is a messenger RNA of Parnassius apollo (apollo), 393 nucleotides long. The record is from the annotation of a GenBank genome assembly. NCBI's taxonomy places the organism in Eukaryota, Metazoa, Arthropoda, Insecta, Lepidoptera, Papilionidae.
AUGACACCUAAUGAAGAAAUCGAGCGAGAUAUAUUUAGUAGGGAGAGUAAUGAUAAUAAUGAAAACCUUGAGUCUGUUAAAGUUGAGGAAGAGAUAAUCGAAAAUGAGAAUUACAAAUUUGACGUAAACUGGAGUCAUGAAAUAGAUACUGCUGAAGAACAAGAAGACUUGGAGAUUGAUGCUUUUGAAGAUCGACAUAAAGAUUCGGAGAAUUACUUGCCACUAAUUGCAUUUGGUUCAAAGAGUAAAACAGAUGACAUUGACAUAGAACAACCCUGCAUACAAACAAAUAAUUUUUCAAAACCGUGUGAGAAAAAGAUUACAUCAAAUUCUACUGAUUGUAACAUAAAUGAUGUUUCCGAAAUUCGCAGUAAAGUAUAUUUUGCGUUGUAA